AUGACGGUAAUCACGGUAAUCAACUUUGCGUCAAUCAAUGCGGAGGUGUAUAGAAUUCCGUUAUACAAGACAUACACAUCCGUUGAAACAUCUUUGACGGAGACUAUUAGACACCUCAGACACCGACGUUCGGGGUCGGGCCGGACGGAUAUAACUCUGAUUUACAAAGAUCUACAGUACUACGGUACUAUCGAAAUUGGAACUCCACCGCAGGAGUUUAAAAUACUUUUCGACACUAGUUCCUCAGAUCUCUGGGUGCCAUCCAAAGACUGCGACGUUAGCCAACCUGCUUGCUACGGAGUUACAUUUGAUAGACCUUACCACGAUGGCAGAGUGUACGGAAACUUAUCUAUUGAUAACGUAAGGAUUGGUGGCCUUAAUGUUACAUCACAGAUGUUCGGAGAGGUAUUCAAAUUUACGACAAGUUUUUGGGACAAUGUACAAUGCGACGGCGUUCUGGGGAUGAGUUAUGGAGAGGAUUCUGUCUUCCAAAACAUGAUUGAUCAACACGUGGUGUCCCAACCAAUUUUUAGCGUUUAUCUAAAUCGAAAUUACGAGGACUCACAUUUCGGCGGUAAACUGCUAUUGGGUGCAACCAAUCCUUCCCAUUAUGUGAACGAGUUUAAGUAUGUGAAUGUUAAUACUCAAAAAAGAUACUGGCAAUUUGAAAUAAAUAGGAUUGAAGUAAAAAAUUUCGGCUUAUGCGCGGAAGGCUGUCAAGCUAUCGUCAACAUGGGCUUUUCUAAGAUAGGAGGACCACCGCGGGAUAUCGCAACUAUUCAGGAACAGAUUGGUGUUGUCGAUCGGGUGGACUGCAACGAGAUUUCUAAUUUGCCCCCUAUCAAUUUCGUCAUAGGUGGUAAGAAGUUUCGACUCACUGGUAAAGAUUAUAUCGUGAAGGUCACAGAAGGCCUUUGCAUUCUCGCCUUCGAAGAUAAUCCGUUUAAUAUUAAUGGUAUAAAAUGGAUUUUGGGCGAUGUAUUUAUUCGUCGCUACUACACCGUGUUUGACAUGGGAAACAACCGACUGGGAUUCGCCCUUGCAAGACAUUAA
Messenger RNA from Temnothorax curvispinosus, 1053 nucleotides. RefSeq names its product cyprosin-like. Lineage: Eukaryota; Metazoa; Arthropoda; Insecta; Hymenoptera; Formicidae. Gene Ontology annotation, molecular function: aspartic-type endopeptidase activity. The coding region runs from base 1 to 1053 and encodes 350 amino acids. The transcript is spliced from 8 exons. Gene Ontology annotation, biological process: proteolysis. The record is from RefSeq and is a predicted model, not a curated record.